Messenger RNA from Perognathus longimembris pacificus (Pacific pocket mouse), 1319 nucleotides. It is a transcript of the gene Ostf1, whose product is annotated as osteoclast stimulating factor 1. Gene Ontology annotation, molecular function: protein binding. Lineage: Eukaryota; Metazoa; Chordata; Mammalia; Rodentia; Heteromyidae. The transcript has 10 exons. Gene Ontology annotation, biological process: signal transduction. The record is from RefSeq and is a predicted model, not a curated record. Bases 205 to 849 code for a protein of 214 amino acids.
CGGGGCGUGGCACUGGGCGGAGCACCACGGCCUGCGUCCGCGCUUCUCAGCAGUGAGGGUGGGCGCGGGUCCCGGGAGGCGCUCGGCUGAAUACCGGAUAGAAAGCGAUUUGGGGAGCUCCAGCUGAAAGGAGCGAUCGUCAGGUUUGUUGGUGUUUUUUUUUUUUUCCGUGCACGAGGUCAAGUUGCUGCUCAAGGAAGCGAGAUGUCGAAGCCGCCUCCCAAACCAGUCAAACCAGGACAAGUUAAAGUCUUCAGGGCUCUGUAUACUUUUGAACCCAGAACUCCAGAUGAAUUAUAUUUUGAAGAAGGUGAUAUUAUCUACAUUACUGACAUGAGUGAUACCAAUUGGUGGAAAGGGACCUGCAAAGGCAGGACGGGGCUCAUUCCAAGCAAUUAUGUGGCUGAGCAGGCAGAAUCCAUUGACAAUCCACUGCAUGAAGCUGCAAAAAGAGGCAACCUGAGCUGGCUGAGAGAGUGCUUGGACAACCGAGUGGGUGUGAACGGCUUGGACAAAGCUGGAAGCACCGCCUUGUACUGGGCGUGCCAUGGAGGUCACAAAGAUGUGGUGGAAGUUCUAUUUACCCAGCCCAAUAUUGAACUGAACCAGCAGAACAAGUUGGGGGACACGGCUUUGCAUGCUGCUGCCUGGAAGGGCUAUGCCGACAUUGUCCAGUUGCUUCUGGCAAAAGGUGCAAGGACAGACUUAAGAAACAACGAGAAGAAGCUGGCCCUGGACAUGGCCACGAACGCUGCCUGUGCAUCUCUCCUGAAAAAGAAGCAGGGAACAGACACAGUUCGAACAUUAAGCAAUGCCGAGGACUAUCUUGAUGAUGAAGACUCAGAUUAAUUCCCUUCUGGAGCUUUGACAUCUAGAACUUCUUUUGCUUUUGCCAUUCCAAAACUUUGUUUUUGCCAGAAGAGUAUUGAUAACUGUACAAAAAAAUGUCUAUAUGGACAUGGCAGUGUUGCACUGUGAGUAGGAUGUAUAAAUGAAUAUCUCACCUUUGUUUUGCCAAUAAGUGGUAGGAAACUUUGCUGUGUAAAAUACAUUUAUAUUCACCAGAGUAGAACAAGAAGAGAUUAUUUCUAUUUAUCAAGCUAAAUGAAUUUUAAGAAUAUUUUGCCUUAAAAAGUCAGGAUCUCUCUCUCUUUCCCCUUGGCCCCUCUCGGUUUAGUUGAAGUUCUUUACCUCAAGGAUUGGGGUAUCUUGAAUGGAUUUUUUUUUAAAGGUUGGAUGCUUAUUAUAGUAACAGACCAAAAUACUUAAUAGAAAAUUGUCAGCUGUUCUGAUAGAAAUAAACAUUUUAAGAAACUUUA